Molecule: messenger RNA, 710 nt
Organism: Calypte anna (Anna's hummingbird)
Lineage: Eukaryota; Metazoa; Chordata; Aves; Apodiformes; Trochilidae
Exons: 6
Coding region: 1-657 (218 amino acids)
Source: RefSeq, a predicted model, not a curated record
AUGGUCUGCCCUAAGGGAGAGCCACCUGUAGAGGAAGUAAAGCAGGAUAAGGGAGGCAAAAGUGAAGAGAAAAAAGCUCCAGCUGCCUGGAUUGUGAAGCACCAUGUUUGUAAUGGUGACUCUAAAAUGCCCAAGGCAGCUUCAAGAGACAUCACUGGUGAGCACUCUGGAUGUACCUCCCAAAUAGCAGCAGCAGCUGAAAAAGAAGUUAUCAAGGAUGCCAUUGAAAACUCUGUGGUGCAGCUGCAGGAGUUGGAAGAACAUCUUCAGCAUGAACAUUCAAUUUGUGACUUGAAGAGUGCUCUGGAGAAUAAGGAAAGAGAAAAAAGAGAUUGUUUCCAGAGACUGGAGGACCUCCUGUUGGCAUCUUCUGGGAGUACUAUUGCAAUGCAACCCCUGGAGAAAGGGAUGCAGUGCCUUGAAGCUAAAAAUGUCAGACUGCCAGCCACAGUUGUGCAGCAAAACAGUAGAACUGAAACCCUUCUGCAAGGCUCACCCCUGGAGCAGGCAGCUUCCCAGGACAGAGUGGAAGAAAUCAGAGCCCACGACCACGAAGCAGAGAGAAAGCUGCUGCUCAGCAGAAUGGGAGACCUGAAACAGGAAUUGGAGAGUGAGAAAUACACCCUGAGAGAGAGCAUUGUCCUAAAGGAAAAAUAGGAAAAGCUGUAUCUGGAGGAAGUGAAAAAGAGAAGAUGGUUACAAAAUGAACU